AUGGAUCCCCUGAGCGUCACCGCAAGCGUGAUUGCGGUCAUUCAGAUCACAAGUGUAAUCAGCACUCACUGCAUGAACUACGUAAAAUCAGCACGGAACACAAAAAGUCUGAUUCUAAGGCUGGUCCAAGAACUAGGCGGACUGCAAAUAGUACUCAGGACGCUCGAAGAGCUAACACAGCGCGGCACUCAUGUACUCCAAAACGGAGAAGAUAGCGAUGCAGAAGAAAAGUCUUAUUUACUGCCGACUCUGCACAAGUUAUGUCAACUGGAGUAUGUCUUUGAAGAAUGUCUCCGGAAAUUGGAGCAGUUGGAGCGGGAUAUUAUGCCCACGAGUCAGGCGAAUUUGACGAAGAAGGAAUCGUUCUUGCGGGCUUUGCAUUGGCCACUUAAGGAGGCCUAUAUGAGGAAUAUCAUGGAUGAUAUAAACCAUUAUAUUUCUCUGUUUAGCUUGGCAUUGACCUUGGAUGAGACUGAUAAUAUUCUCGAGAUUCGCGAAAAAACCUUUGAGACUCAUUCAAUGGUAAAGUAUCUUCACUCACAGAAAGAUGAAGAGAUACGCCGCGAACAUGGAGAGAAAAUCGUCAAAUGGCUUUCAGCCCCGAAUGCUUCGUUUGAUCAUACACAUGCAUUGCGGAUGAAGACAGAGAAUACAGGCUCUUGGCUAAUUGACAACUAUAGAUAUCAAGAAUGGAAGCGAACCGCAGGCUCGUCAUUUUGGAUGUAUGGAAUUGCUGGGUGUGGUAAAACCAUCUUGUCCUCAACGGUCAUCGAAGACCUUUCAAAGUAUAGCAGUCAAGACAUGAGUAUUGCUGUAGCUUACUUCUACUUCAAAGGCGACGAUAAUGACAAGAAGUCAUCAUCUGGGAUGUUGCGGGCUUUACUGAAACAGCUCUUUGACCGUGGCAAACGCACAUCAAAUGUCUUUGAACAAUUGAUAGAGGAUGGGGACCAGCAAGCAUCACCCGAGCAGCUUCUGUCUACCCUAAGAGAUCUCAUUUCUGAGUUUCGUGACGUUUACAUCGUUUUAGACGCCUUGGAUGAAUGCCAGGAUCUGCAAGACCUCUUUGAUAUCUUGGAGGAGUUCGAAAAAUGGACGGUUCAAAUGCAUCUCAUCUUCACAAGCCGUGAACUGAUGAAUAUAAAAGACUUUUUUGAAAGCAUGAAUAUGGACAAAAUUUCGAUGAGACUAUCCGCCGAAGUCGUCAAGCAAGAUAUCCGAAUUUAUAUUCGAGACCGGCUGCGUACGGACAGGGACCUAAAAAGGUGGCGCAAUCACCCUAAUGUGCAAGAGGAAAUUGAACAACCUUUGAUAGAGAAAUCUGAUGGAAUGUUUCUAUGGGUUAGAUAUCAGCUCACAUCACUAGUGAGAUGCCGCAAUCCCCCAGGGCUGCGACAAGCCCUCGAAACCAUGCCCAAGGGCCUCAACAACACAUAUGCUCAGAUAUUGAGCCGAAUAUCGGACGAUGACUUUGAAUUUGCGAUACGAAUACUCAGCUGGUUACUCUUCAGUCUUCGUCCGUUGUCAAUUGAAGAGUUGGCUGAACUUGUUGCCUUGGAUCUCAAAGCAGAAUCAUUCCAUGAUAUUGAGCGUUAUUGGGAGACAGCCGAGGUUUUGAAUAUAUGUCCGAAUCUCCUUACGACUAUUGAGGAGUACGAUCAUGAAAAUGGUUCCGAGCCCAGGGUGUUAGUCCGAUUGGCACAUAUUUCUAUUCGAGAGUAUCUCCUGUCAAGUGAUAUACUGACUGGGAAUGCGGCAAUGUUUGGGAUCAGAGAGCCCAAUGCCCAUGCAUUGAUCACGAACUGCUGUCUUAUGUACAUGCCUUUGAUUAAAGAUGAUGCCGUUUCAGCUGCAGGAGAAAGCCUUCCAUUAGCUAUCUAUGCUGUGGAGAAUUGGCUGUAUCACUACGAGAAAGUACCUGAGGGAAUGGCUAAAAUUCACGAACUAGCACUGGACUUUUUUGUGCACAAGAAAGAGCUGAUGCUCGAGAACAAGGAGGUUGAUAUCAAGAAUGAGCAGGUCUUGAAAGACGCACUACGUGCUGCCUAUUUGCCAACAGUCCUCCCUAAGGAUAAAGCCGGAACUACUAAACUAUUACUACAGUUUGGGGCUGAUUUCACUGGCGAUGGGAAAUUUGCUACAGUCCUAAACGCAGCUAGCUACUUUGGUCUUGAUGAUUUUGUGCAGAACGAAUUAUAUGAAGACGUUGAUGUCAAUGCUAGAGGUGGCUAUUAUGAGACUGCACUUCAAGCAGCUGUAGCCGGAAGACAUGAUCGUCACUUCUUCGAGAUGUCACGCCACUUUUGGCCGACUCGUUGGUCUCGACCGGGAUACAUUCUUGAGCAGAAGACCCCUACAACAGUACAGAUUCUUCUUAAGCACGGCGCUGAUCCUAAUAUCUGCGGUGGUGAAGUCGGGUCAAGUUUAUUGGCAUCAUGCUACAACGGCGAUCUUCCAUGCGUGAAACUUUUACUCGCUCAAGGGGCAGACCCUACCUAUGGAGUCAAUGGGAAUGAUGAUUGGAAAAAGAGCUGUCUUGCCGCAGCAUGCAGAUCCGCAGAUAUCCGUAUCGUCAAGCUCCUGAUGGACUACGGAGCUCGUGCCGACAGUUCAAUGGCACUGUGUUCUGCAGUGCGAUCUAAGGACAUUGAAAUCAUACGCCAUCUCCUCGAAAAUGGCGCCAACCCAAACUCCGAACGAUAUCAAGAUGAGACACCUUUACAAAUUGCAUGUUCCAACGAGCAGCCCAAAGUUGUGGAAUUACUGCUUCAAUACGGUGCAAGUAUUAGUUCCGGCGGCGGCCGGUUCGGGUUUCCUUUGCAGCUGACAGCUGCAACUUUUGGAUCGGUCGAGACUUUGAAAGUCCUUGUUGCCAACGGUGCGAAUGUGAAUCAAAGAGGAGGUGCGUUUGGGACCUCGCUGCAUACCGCCGCGCAUUUUGGAGAUGUCGAGAUGGUAGAUUAUCUCAUCUCACAGGGCGCGGAUAUUCAUGCCGAAGGCGUAAUGUUCAAAUCUGCAUUACGCCAUGCACUUGGGAAUGCAUAUACAGAUAUUUUUGUGUUACUGCUCAAAAAGGGUGCAGAUAUGCAGACGCCAGGCGGAAGAUAUGGAGAGACAUUACGACAGAUACUAGCUGCUGUGCCGGAGAAUAAGUCUGAGAUAUGGUUCAAAACGUUUGAGAGUGCAAAUCCACAGUUUCCCUCAGAGUAUUUGUGUGCUGUGGUGAAGAAGGGAGAUUCGUGGCAGGAUAUAGAUAAUAUUGUCGUUGAUGAUAGGGGGAAUGUUACGGGAACAGAAGCUUCGAAAUGGGACUGCGUACUAACGCAUAAGUCGGAUUGA
Talaromyces amestolkiae is the source of this 3339-nucleotide messenger RNA. RefSeq lists its product as uncharacterized. NCBI's taxonomy places the organism in Eukaryota, Fungi, Ascomycota, Eurotiomycetes, Eurotiales, Trichocomaceae. The coding region runs from base 1 to 3339 and encodes 1112 amino acids. Gene Ontology annotation, molecular function: protein binding. The record is from RefSeq and is a predicted model, not a curated record. The transcript is spliced from 5 exons.